GGACCCCAGGAUCACGCCCUGAGCCAAAGGCAGAUGCUCAACUGCUGAGCCACCCAGGCGUGCCCCCCAAAGGUUUUCUAAUCAGAGGAUCAGGUGGCCAGGGGCGGCUUCCGGAGGCCCCUGGGAAGGCCAUUGCUGCCACGAUCUGGUCAAGGAGAGGUGAUGAGCGGUGUGGUAACCAGCCUGCCUGGGGCCAGUGUGACCCUGACGUGCCCAGGCGGGGAGCCAGAAGACAAUGGCACUGUUCAGUGGCUGCUGCAGAAUCUUGUGGACGACUCCUAUCUGGGCAGCAGGGCUGCUGUGGGGAGGACUCUGCUUCUGAGAUCUGUGCAGCUCAGCGACUCCGGAAACUAUUCGUGUUACCAGGACGGCCGCCUGGCUGGAACUGUGCGUCUGCUGGUGGAUGCCCCUCCCGAGGAGCCCCAGCUUGCCUGCUUCCGAAAGAGUCCCCUGAGCAUGGUAUUCUGUGAGUGGAGUCCUCGGCACCCUCCCUCCCCAAAGACCAGAGCCACGUUACUGGUGAGGAAGUUUCGGGGCCGCCCAGUAGGAGAUUCCCAGGAGCCAUGCCCUUAUGCUCAGGGGCCCCAGAAGUUCUCUUGCCAGCUGGCCGUCCCCGAGGGAGACAACUCCUUGUAUGUCGUGUCCUUGUGCGUCACCAACAGCGCUGGGAGCAGGUCCAGCACUCCACAAACAUUUGAGGGCUACGGAAUCCUUCAGCCUGACCCGCCUGUCAACAUCACCGUCACUGCCGUGGACAGGAACCCCCGCUGGCUCAGGGUCUCCUGGCAAGACCCUCCUUCCUGGAAUUCCUAUUUCUACAGGCUACAGUUUGAACUCCGGUACCGGGCUGAAAGGUCAAAGACGUUCACAAUGUUGAUGAUCAAGGAGUUCCAGCAUCACUGCAUCAUCCAUGACGCCUGGAGGGGCAUGAGGCACGUGGUGCAGCUUCGGGCCCGAGAGGAGUUUGGGCAUGGUUCCUGGAGUACGUGGAGCCAGGAGGCAGUGGGCACCCCCUGGACAGAAUCCAGGAGCCCUGCAGCCGAGACUGAGCUGCCCCACUCCACUCAGGCACCGACCACUAAUGAAGACAAUAAAAAUAAUAUUUCUAAAGAUAUUGCAAAUGCAACCAGCCUCCCAGUGCAAGAUUCUUCUUCAGCACCGCUGCCCACCUUCCUGGUGGCCGGAGGAAGCCUGGCCUUCGGGACACUCCUGUGUGUCGGCAUUGUCCUCAGGUUCAAGAAGACGUGGAAGCUGCAUGCCCUGAAGGAAGGCAAGGCCAGCGUGCACCCGCCGUAUUCUCUGGGACAGCUGGUCCCUGAGAGGCCCAAGCCCACCCCGGUUCGUGUGCCCCUCAUCUCCCCACCAGUGUCCCCCAGCAGCCUUGGGUCUGACAACACCUCGAGGCACAGCCACCCGGAUGCCAGGGGCCCACAGAGCCCCUACGACAUCAGCAAUACAGACUACUUCUUCCCCAGAUAGCUGGCUGGGUGGCGCCUGGCCAGCAGGGCGCCAGACCUGCUGAGCUGUGUGAACAAUGAAGCACAAACCAACUCAUCUCAGGGGCGUGGGGCCUGGAGCUCUGCCUGUGCAGGAGGGCCUCGUGCAAGGUGCUUCACUUCUUGAAACAGGUUUGCUUGCUGCCUCUGUUCAGAAGGAAGAGGUGAUUGAGUCUUGGAACCCUCCUUUCCCAAGUGCCUAAAGGAGCUGGAGUCCAUGCCGGUGCCCAGAGGGGGCAGGACACUCAGGUGGGCAGAGCCGGGUGGUUGCGGAGGCACAAGCUGCAGCCUACAGCAGGUGGCAGGUUUCCUGCUGAGACGCCCCUGGCAGCUCCCGGCACAGCCUCACCUCCCAGCUUGUCUGUGGAACCUCUGCUUUCACGAUUCAGUCUUUCCAGGUCUGAGGAUGGGAGAAGCACCUGCCUUCUUCCCCACACCUGGAAUCAGCACAGAGGUAUUGCUGAGAAUCUCAGGGCCUGUGGGUUUGGCAUGCAGUUGUGAUUAGUUCCUCAUUAGCAUUUUGCUGAAUGUGAAUGGUGACCCAGGCACUUGCUGAAUCCGGAAGCAGGUGCACUAGUCUACUUCCCCUCUUGGGAUCCCAGGACUUCAGGAGGAGGGACCAAGAGGAAGAGGGUCAUGGGGACAGGCCUCCCUGUUCCCAGGGAGGAGAGCUGGCUGCAGGGGGCUUCUGCCUUGGGGGUCCAGGCCUGCGGCUGCUGUACUCCUGCUGCCACGACUUUGUUUUCAGUUGAGCCGAAGAAACAAGGGAAGAUGAUGUUAAUGUGAAAAGACAAAAAGAUCCUGGCAAGAAUGCAUUUUAACUUGCUUUAAAAAAAAAAGAAAGAAAGAAAGAAAGAAACACCUGUUGUUUUAUGUUGAGAGAGUGGGAGAGCCUGUGCUCACUGUCAAUGUAUGAAUAACUUGGGGGGAAAAACUUAGUAACCUUUUUAGCACAAAACAGUCAAGUGAAAAGGGAGAAAACACAGUUUUCCUUUUAAAGCAGAGAGUCUGGUUUCAUUCUACAUCUUGUUUUUGUCUUAAAAAACAUAGUGAAACAUGAAAACAUAGUGUGUGUCUUCUGUAACCUGGGGGCACGCUGUUCCCGUCCUGGCAGCUGUGAACACGGCAUCCAGCGUCCACCCCUGAGCCCCAGGUUGUCCAAGGCCUUGUCACACCAUCCUCUCCCUUGGGGUUAUCCUCUUACGUGACUCCUCAAUUUGCUUCAGGUUGGGUAGGAUUAGGGCACUGACCGAGUAUGUCACCAUGUGUGUUGCUGUGGUGGGGUGGCUACUCACACUUGUGAGUGUGGCCUUGCCAAUUCAGGGAUGUGUGUGGUCACCGCACGGGAUGUCCCAGAGUGAAGCGGUGACUAAAGUCAGCCUUGUGACCACCUAAGAAGUCACCAGACCACAGACUUUUCUAGUAGCCUGUCUUUUUGGAGAAACAAGCACAGUGGCGCACAGGUGGCGACAGGUGGCGACAGGAGGAGGAGAGCCAUGCUUUAUUGACUAUUUGCUGGGUCCCAUCGGUUGUGUGCUCUGGCGCCACGGCCGGGCGGUUCUGUGUGUGACUUUGGGUCCUGAUGCUGCCAGAAGUGAGGCAGGUGUUUGUUGUUGUUUUUCUCUAAAGUUUGAGAACAGCAAAAAUGCUGUUAAAGAGAAAUACACAAAUGAGACUGUGCACGAGAAGCCUCUUCUUUUCCAAGAGUGCCACCAGAGCCAGGCCCCAGGGGUGGCGGAAGAUGAAACAGAUAGCGCAGGCGCUGCUCUGAUCUCCUGUUGUUACUUUCAUUAUUAUUGUAAUGAAACUGCCUUUUUUUUUUUUUUUUAAAGUAUUGGAGAGGGUGUUUUCCCUUUAUUUCUUUAUAAGCUAGUGAAAAUGAAGGAAAAGUAUUUUUCUCUGGAUUGUAGGUCAUGCUCAGUGUGCUCAAGUGCACCUGCUGGGCUUUGCGCUGGAAUCUCGAAACCCUGUCAGUGAGCAUGCCUCAACCGACCUCCCCCAUGUCCUACAGGGCACCUGUUUCCCUCGAGAGGGGUGUUACUCACCUGACCCCUGUACCACAGCCAGACCUGAGAUGACAGCUCUUCUUGCUGGGUGAGAAAAGUUGAAAAUAUGCUGGGUCAAGGUCUCAACUAAUGUGGUCAGUAAUUCUUGUAGCAUUAAUGGAAAUGUUUCUGAAACUUCAAGUGGGUAGCAUUGAAUAGACCUACAAAGCUUUUGGUAACUCUGAGAGCUCUUUGCUCUGACGAGGUCUUGACCUUGAAGUCUGUGUGCCAGGCUCUGGGCUCACAGAACCUCUGCCAGUCCCCUGCUAUCCCAGGGGCAGGAUACCGUGAUGAGGUGUGGCAGCUGCCACUGGAACCAUGUUGGGAGCCUCCCGCUGGUGAGAAGAGCCGUGUGGGGCAGGCUUGACGUGGUCAUGGUAUGUCUGUGGGUUUCCUGCAGAAUGUUUAGGAAUAUCUUGCCCAGCUGAGCUAUAUCCCCUCAUCAAAGGUACUGAAGGUUGACCCACUUGGGGAAGAGUCUGACAUCCAGUUUCAGGUAGAGUUGGUGAGAAAUGUGCCUUCAUUUGGAGAAGCAGGGGCAAUGGGUGGCCCUUCCGAGGUCAUGCCAGCUCUCCCAUGCGGCAGUUGGCAGCGGGGCUAUUGCUGGAAGGCAGGCCAGCUGGCUCAGGCUCUGUGCCAGACACCCCUGUGCAUCCUCUGCAGGUUCUGCUAGCGUUGUGUCCUUGGGGUGGCCUGGGGGCAGUGCCAGGGAGUUUCUAUGACAACCUUACUGAUUAUUAAGGAAUGCUGCCAGUUUUAUGAACAUAUGCUCAAAUGAAUGUCUGCUUUAGGAAGAGGAUUGGAACAGCACGUUAGCAAGGCUGUUAAUUAGCAGAGAAACUGUGUUUGGAUGGGUAUCACACAUCUGUUAAAUAUAAUACCUCAACUUUACCUUUUUUUUAAAGAAAAAUAAUAGUUUUAAUUUUUAAAAAUUUUUUUACCUAACUACCUGAAAGCAAAUACCAAAGGCUGAUGUCUGUAUAUGGGGCAAAGGGUCAGUAUAAUGUUUUUCAAUAUUUUUCUCUUUUUAUCAGCUAUUUUGCAUUCAAAGUGAAAAUUGUACAUGUUUGAAAUAAAUAAUUUCUAAAAAUAUG
Molecule: messenger RNA, 4635 nt
Organism: Canis lupus familiaris (dog)
Lineage: Eukaryota; Metazoa; Chordata; Mammalia; Carnivora; Canidae
Gene: IL6R
Product: interleukin 6 receptor
Exons: 10
Coding region: 163-1479 (438 amino acids)
Biological process (GO): positive regulation of cell population proliferation; positive regulation of tyrosine phosphorylation of STAT protein; interleukin-6-mediated signaling pathway
Cellular component (GO): signaling receptor complex; membrane; external side of plasma membrane
Molecular function (GO): interleukin-11 receptor activity; interleukin-11 binding; interleukin-6 binding
Source: RefSeq, a predicted model, not a curated record